AUGCGGCGGUCAUCGCGACUGGAAGCCACUUCAGGCGCUCGCGCUCCAUGCAUGGCUAAGAUGAUUGCGCAACAUGCUCAACGCAUACGUCAGGGCGUUAAAGAGUCGGAGGAGGAGUGGUUGCCUGAUGCAGAAGAGGAAAGUGCCACUUUUGAAGCAGGCGGACUCGUAGACUCUGAAUCGUCUGACGAAGGAGUGGCUAAGCGGCGCGCUCGAGUGAAUAAAAGGAAAGUCAUUGAUAGCGACGACUCGGAUCAAGCCCAAACGCCCCGAGCUGCAAUAAAUUCUACGAAAAAAGUUAGCGCACUUUCAAACAAAGUGACUUCAUUGCCGUCUCAUACUGCAAAGACUAAGCCAAGGGCGACACAGGCAGUACAGAACGUUGCAUAUGCCUCAAAGAGUAACGGGAACAUAUCCGUUAAAGCUGAAGCAACUGAAACGCACCGACGACCUGUGAAACAGUCAAAACGAGCCGUGAUGCAAGUGAGUGCUGAUCGAAACAAUCAGCAUACGUCGGUCUCGUACAGUGGUGCACCGACUACAUACACUCUUGACAACUUUUUUGACAACAUUUUAGAUUGGAAGUUUGACGAGGCUUUAAAAAGAGAAAGUCAAAGGAGCCACUCAUGUCAGACUUUACAUGAUGACUCAGAGGAAGGUGAAGUUGGGAAUGAAGUCGAGAAAGUUCCAAGCAAGUUUCACUCCUAUGAUCACUACUUUUCAGUUUGGAAGCCACUAGCGUUGAAAGAAGUUCAGGCUCAGACGAUUAAUGCUGUGACGACAGACCAUCCAAACCCCAUUCCCGUUACUGUGAAAGGAUUUGGAACGACUUUUAUUUCCAAGAGCUGCAAGAUUCGCGUAGAAUUUAAAAAGCCAACCACAUCCGGGCCACGACGCAAGGGUAAUUGGGAUCACUUACACGACGUGUUUACAAACGAUUUGGUACUCCUUUCGCCAGAUCAAGACUACUUUCGUAAAAUUUUGGGCUCGACAAGAAUUGGCCUUGACCAAACAGUCAAUGAGUCCUUAGACGCAACUCAUGUAGGAUAUUUGGCGAUUGUGGCGACCCAGCGAGCAUCAAAAGAGGGACUGACUAUGACGAUCUUGCGAACGGGACUAAGUGUGCUGGAAAAGCUGGACAAAGUCUACCUUUUUAAACUUAAUAACCUCAUUACCAGUGUCCGCGAGUUUCGAGCACUUUGUGACUGUAGCCAUUACGGAUUAUUGCCGUUAUUGUUGUCUGGUGAGCACAAGCAAGGAACAAUGCAACUUGAUUCACUUGGCUUGAAAUAUGUUCAGUGGCUUAAAAAAACUUUUAACGAAUCGCAGAGGGAAGCCAUUACCGCAGCGGCGACUUCGCAGGGUUUUACACUCAUUAAAGGCCCUCCAGGAACAGGCAAGACUACGACAUUAAAAGGCUUGCUAAAUUCAUUGCAUUUGCGGGAGUAUAAUCGAUAUUACAAUGCGGUACUGGACGUGGCGCGUCGACCGGACAGCGAAACAGCCAAAGCAUGGGCACAGGUGGGAAAUGAAAAGCCUCAUAUUUUGGUUACAGCGCCUUCAAACGCAGCAGUUGAUAACAUCGUGAGCAAAGUGAUUGAGGAAGGAUUUUGUGAUGGAGAGGGGCGACGAUAUUUUCCUAAAAUUGUUCGUGUUGGACGAGGGCUGAGCACCAGUGUUCAAAGUGUAGGCUUAGAAUACCAAGUCGAUCAUAUUUGCAGCCAGCCGCUCGAUGUUCUCGAAGGACAUAUCGGCCGUCUGCGCCACGAGUUGAUGGUAGUGGAGCGCGACUCGGUAAUUUUACGUGGCCAAUUACGAUAUAUUGUUGAAUGGAUUGAAAAGGACCCCAAAACCGCGCUAGAAGAGAUUGCUGACGCUGCUGCGCAUGCAGCGGCCGAAGCCCACACUUUGUCGCAACCACCUUCACUACUUUUAUCACCUAAGCCUCGGAUAGGACAGAUACCGGCGGAAUCAGCGCCGGUAUCAACAUAUCCUGGUUCACCUCCACCGCCCUCACCGCCCUCACCGCGCCCUGUUCUUCAAACAUCUGAUGAUGAAGAAGAUGAAGAAUUUCCUGCUUCAUUCGAAGCCUCACCACCGGUUUGGAGCGAGGAAGAUUUAUUUGACGCUAAGGCAAGUGGAAAGGCACUAAAUGCAUUUUUGGACGAUGGAAGCAACUCUGAAGAAGAUGAACCACUGCCAGUCGGAGUCAAAGCUGAAGAUAAAGAGGAGCAGGACGAACCAUUUCCUGCCACAUGUCAUUCACAGUCAUGCGAGCAACAAUGCGAGAAUGAGGGCGGAAAUAUCAGAACUGGAUCAGCUAGUAGACCGAUUGAAGUCAAUGAUGACGAAGCCAACGAUACACCGAGUAAGGAUAAAUCACUUCAAAAUCAUAAAUUUGAUCACGUUCAUGUGUCGCCGCGACUGAAUGAGGGCAAUGACCACAGCGAUACCACGCCUUACAACUUGCAUCUGCCAUCGCCACCGCCACAAGAACAUCCAGUUCCAGAUCUGGUGAAUGAAAGUAAAGAAUGGGGCCCCAUUGACUACUCACGGUAUCACCCCUACGUGGUGAUGGCUCAGCGAAUCAACGGGUGCUUAGAAAAGCUUUCCGAGGUCAAGCUGGAGUUACAACGAUAUGAGUUUGCCCGGCAAGCAGUUCGUGAAAUGAGAGGAAAACUUUCGCAGUCCACGCGGCAAUCGCUAGAAGUUUCUUUCUUGGAUACAGCACAUAUUGUAUUUACAACAUUGAGCAGCGCGGGUGUUGCUGCACUUGAUGCAAGUGCUCGUUAUGACGUACUGGUAGUUGAUGAAGCAGCUCAAGCCGUUGAAUUGUCCACUAUAAUUCCCAUGAAGUUUGGGAGCAAACAAUGCGUGCUUGUCGGUGAUCCGCAGCAACUUUCAGCCACUGUCUUUUCUCGUAACAGCGGGCAAUCCUUGUACGAACGUAGUUUAUUUGAGCGUUUGGAAAGCUGCGAGCAUCCAGUGCAUAUGCUACGAACUCAGUAUAGAAGUCACCCGAUGAUCUCUGAUUUUCCAAGAAACUACUUUUAUGAGGGCAAGCUUCAGGACGGAGAAAAUGUUAAAAGCGUUGAUUACAUUAAAUCGUAUCACAGUCUUGGAGCUGCUUUUAUGCCACUAGUGUUUUGGAACCUCCUGAGCAGUCGCGAAAAAAGUACAAAGUCAGUUUCUCGCAUGAAUGUUGGCGAGGCUGAGUUAGCAGUGAAUUUAUAUCUCACCUUGAAGAACUCAUGUCCUCCAGACGCGAUCGCCGGAAAAGUUGGUGUGAUCACGCCGUAUAGCCAGCAAAUGGAAGAGCUAAGAAAUCGAUUUCGGCGUACAUUGGGCGAGCGUUACGAGCAAGAAGUCGAGAUCAAUACAGUCGAUGGAUUUCAAGGACGCGAAAAAGACAUCGUUAUCUUAUCCACUGUCAGAGCCGACCCUAAAGCUGGUGUUGGCUUUUUAAACGAUAUUCGGCGCAUGAACGUAGCACUUACGCGCGCAAAGUUUGCCUGCUAUGUGAUAGGAAAAGAGGACACACUGCGUUCCUCAGAGCCAUGGUCAGCGCUUUUGGACCACACAUACAAUCGCCAUUGUGUUGUGCAUGUACAAAAUCCGCAGUGCAACUUACUCACGCUCAAGCCAAUGGAACAGCCAUCCGAGAUGUCGAGAGGAGCAUCGAGAAAGUCUUAUUCCCAAGGGCCUUUACAGCAAUACGAAAAGUCGAUUAAGGAAGGUUGGAAGGGAGCAGGACUAGGAAAUAGCAGUGGACGACGUAGUGGACAGCGAGGAGACCGUGGUUGUGGUAACCGAGGUCGUGGCCGAGGUGCACCGAUGCAGCAAAUAGAAUCACAACAACAAUAUGCGCAACAUCCAGGACCGCAUCCGUCAGAUCAACUUCCGUCCAGUACAUGUGAUCAGUUUCCACCCAUAAAUAGGUCGACACACCGCUCGGAAAGAUUAUCGGCGACAACUGCGCCACAAUCUCAACAUUCAACACGAGGUUGGCUAAAUAACCAAUCUCCUACGCAAAACCCACCAACUGCAGAGCCUUCCGUUGAAAUUUUGCGUCCAGCCUUCUCUCUUCAGCUGAAUGAUGCUACGCGUAGAGGCAAGGUGAAAAAGCUCGUUUUCUCGAUAAGAGAGACCGUUCCAUUUUUCGUGAGCUCGCUGCGAUCAGUACACAAAUGGAAGCACUUUCAAGCAGAACAAUUAGACUCCUUGGCUCAAGCAGAAGUGGAAACGAAUGUAAAACAGGUCAAAAGUCCCUUUGCUCGCUCUGCAAGUGUUGAAAACCUGGUGCAUUUUUUGGACGAAACGGUCCUGGAUAUUAACUGUAUGGUUCAGUUGCCUUCUAUCGAGAAAUGCUUGGAAGCAUGGUGGAAAUUUUACGCAGACAGUAAGCAAACCAUCGAUCAAAACAUUCUGCGCAACUUCUACUAUGAUCUUGCAUCUGUACUUGUCAAAGCAAACACAAAAACGGGUCACAAGAACUUCGUGUCCUUAAUCAUGCGCUCAACAUGGUUAAACUGGGAUCCAAAAGAGAACCCCCUUGUCAAAAGCGAAUUUAAUCGGUUGCUGUUCACUCUCGCACACAUUAUGACGCCAACUAAUCGACUAAGUGAAUACGUGAUUUUCUUUCACAAUACAAUGGAUAAGAUCUCGCGCAAUUACCGUCAGGAAAAUUGUAAUGAAAAGCAUAGCCGACGACCACAGAGUCGAAGAAAGUUGACCUUGGGUGAAAAUUUUAGUUCUGAUAUGGUCUCAAGCUCUAAAUCCAUCUCAACUGUUUCCUCAAAUCAAGUGUCGGAUGUUCGAAUAGGUCGAAGUUACGAGGCCGACCCUUUAUUAAACGACCGGCAUUUCCAGAACAGAUUUCGGCAACCUGCUGGAAACACAAUCUCCAUGAAUCAAGUGGCGGUAGCGCUCAAUCCGAUCAACAACAAGUUCUGUCCACCUUUAUUGGUAUCCCGAUUAAAAACAUAUUCAAAUGCUGACUUAUCUAGUGUACGAUGGCAGCCACCUGAUGCUGUAACUCAUGCAAUACACAAUUUGACUGUGUCAAGCAAUAUUGCCCAUUUACCUGCGAGUAACGUUUGUCGACAAACAACUGGGAGGUUUCAAAAUUCUCACAAUUCCAAGCUUAUCUAG
Molecule: messenger RNA, 5151 nt
Organism: Plasmopara halstedii
Lineage: Eukaryota; Oomycota; Peronosporomycetes; Peronosporales; Peronosporaceae
Product: helicase partial
Exons: 14
Coding region: 1-5151 (1716 amino acids)
Molecular function (GO): helicase activity
Source: RefSeq, a predicted model, not a curated record